Glycine soja is the source of this 1463-nucleotide messenger RNA. Its product is annotated as auxin efflux carrier component 8-like. Gene Ontology annotation, biological process: auxin polar transport; auxin export across the plasma membrane. NCBI's taxonomy places the organism in Eukaryota, Viridiplantae, Streptophyta, Magnoliopsida, Fabales, Fabaceae. Gene Ontology annotation, molecular function: auxin efflux transmembrane transporter activity. Bases 254 to 1330 code for a protein of 358 amino acids. The record is from RefSeq and is a predicted model, not a curated record. Gene Ontology annotation, cellular component: plasma membrane; endoplasmic reticulum. The transcript has 6 exons.
AAAAGAAGCAGCUAAAAUUAGCAAUCCAAUCGAAUUACAGGUACAACUGUACAAGCUUUUCUUUUUGGCCUAAGCAAAGCUUAUUAAGUCACUAUUUGGAUAUAUAAAAGAAGGCAUCCGAAGAAGUUUCUUAAACCAAUAUUUAUUCUACCCUAGCUAGUCAUUCAAUAUUCAUGGACAAAAUAGCCUAAAAAGCAUGUAAUAGAGCUUAAUAAGGUGUAGGUGACCCUAAAUCCUUCCAAUACUAGCCAUCAUGAUUUCCUUAGCCGAUGCCUAUCAUGUAGUGGCGUCCACCGUCCCAUUAUAUGUGACCAUGAUACUGGCCUACAUUUCUGUGAAAUGGUGGAAAAUCUUCACACCAGAUCAAUGUUCAGGCAUAAACAAAUUUGUGGCAAAGUUCUCUAUCCCACUUUUGUCUUUUCAAGUCAUUUCCUCUAACAACAUCUACAAAAUGAGCCUCAAACUCAUAUAUGCCGACUUUCUUCAGAAAUUGCUUGCAUUUCUCGUCUUGAUAGCAAUCACUAAGAUCAGUGGCCGAGGAGGCUUGAAAUGGAUCAUAACUGGUUUGUCCAUAACAACACUUCCUAACACUUUGAUUCUUGGAAUCCCUCUCGUGAAGGCUAUGUAUAAGAGUGAAGCAGUUGUUCUCCUGGCACAGAUUAUUUUCUUGCAGAGCAUGAUUUGGUACAAUUUGUCGUUGUUCCUUUAUGAACUUGAUGCUGUCAAGACCAGGCCUACUGCAGCUGCAUCAUCAUCACAAGGAUCAGGAGAAACAGACACAGGUCGUGAAGUACAAUCAAAAGGAGAAGAAGACGCAGAACCUAGAAUAAAAAGGAAGAGGAAGGUCUUGCUCAUUCUUGUCACAGUGGGAAAGAAGCUAAUUAAAAAUCCUAAUACAUAUGCAACUUUAUUGGGUUUUAUUUGGUCAAGCAUAAAAUUUAGGUGGGGAUUACAUAUGCCUGAAGUUGUUAGUCAGUCAAUCGAAAUAUUGUCCAAUGGAGGUCUAGGCAUGGCCAUGUUCAGCUUAGGUCUGUUUAUGGCAUCACAGUCAAGCAUCAUAGCAUGUGGGCCAAGGAUGGCAAUGGUGGCAAUAGGACUGAAAGUUGUGCUUGGACCUACCCUGAUGGCUGUGGCUUCCUUUGUGAUUGGAUUAAGAGACACAUUGUUUAAAGUGGCAAUUGUUCAGGCAGCUCUACCCCAAGUAAUUGUUCCUUUUGUUUUUGCCAAAGAGUAUAAUGUCCAUCCAGCCGUUUUAAGCACUGCGAUCUUGUUAGGAAUGCUCAUUGCCUUGCCGGUGGAAUUGGCCUUCUACUUCCUAUUAGCAAUUUGAAGAGCAAAUGUUAAAUAUAUGCUAGCUAGGGACAUCGAGAAUAACAGCAUUACAUUGCCGUAAAAUAACAAUUUAUAAAUAGUUGUAAAUUUACUGCAUUAUUGAUUCAUUGUAAUUAGAAAACAUGUGAUCA